Paraglomus brasilianum is the source of this 1527-nucleotide messenger RNA. NCBI's taxonomy places the organism in Eukaryota, Fungi, Glomeromycota, Glomeromycetes, Paraglomerales, Paraglomeraceae. The record is from the annotation of a GenBank genome assembly.
AUGAUAGACGCUGCGUCUAUUGGAGAAAAACCAGACACCGGCUUUGAUAGUCAAUCAUCAGAUGUCACAGAUAGAUUCUGUAGACGAUCAGACUGUGCAAAAUCGCCCUCCUUUGACAAGCUUAAUGUCGAUGCCUCCAGAAAGAGAGACAAUUCAGUAGAUGUGCUGGCAAAUGGAAUCGUGACUCGUUUGUACACUCAACCACUCGAUCAUACGAAUAAUGCCAAAGGGUUCUUUUUGCAGAGGUAUUAUGUGAAUGACACUUUUUAUAAGCCAGGCGGGCCUAUAUUUUUACAUACUCAAGGCGAAUCAGCAAUACGCGCCGAUACAGUGGCCAAUAGCGGCGUUAGUGAGCUAGCCGCCAGCCUCAAUGGUCUACUAAUCAGUCUCGAACACCGUUAUUAUGGCAAAUCAUAUCCGCUUUACUUUCGCUGGAAUUCAUCCGCAAUGAAGUAUCUCACUACCGACCAAGCUCUUGCCGAUUUUGCCAAUUUCAUCAAAAACCCACCACUGCUGUACCAAAUCCCCAAGAAUGCAAAGUGGAUAUUUGUUGGUGGUUCCUAUGCCGGAAAUCUGGCUGCAUGGAUGAGACAAAAGUACCCUGAUUUAGUUACUGCUGCUUAUGCAUCCUCUGCUCCGCUAAAGGCCAAACUGGAUUUCUUCGAGUUUGAUCAAGUUAUUGCUAAAAGACUACCUUGUAGUAGUAACCUAGCGGAUGCAAUAAAAUACAUCGAUAGCAUAUUGUUUUCCGGUAAUAGGACAGAAAUAGACAACUUGAAGGAUCUAUUUGGAAUGUCCGUACUAUCAAACGACGGAGACUUUGCGUCAGCCUUGACUACUCUUCCAUCAGACAUUGUCCAAUCCUACAUGCCACCGUCAGAUCCCGGUCAAUUCGACGAGAUACCCACGUUCUGUUCUGUGUUUGAUAAUAGUACGGAUAAAUCGCCCAAAGCGAUGGCAAUAGCAUUUGCUCAAGCGACUCGAAUAUCGAUGCAGGUUAAAGGACUUUCCACAGAUUCGGCCGUUGCAAACAGAUGGGAUACCAAGGACUAUUAUCGUACCGAUAGUCUUAACGAUGAUUUGGCUUGGUUAUGGCAGUACUGUAACGAAUACGGAUAUUUCCAAAAUGCGCCUCAACCACCGUCGGUUACUCUUCGUUCACUCUUUGUCAAUAGCACGUAUUAUCAAUUCCAAUGCAACUUUGCGUGGCCCGAUAUCCCGCCCCCACGUGUCGAUGCUACAAACGCCAAGUAUGGUGGCAAUGAUGUUUUUAUUGCAAACACUGUAUUUACCGUUGGUGAAUUUGACCCAUGGCGCCCGUUAUCCAUCGCUGCUACUAACAGAGCAAGUUCAGCUGAUAUGGUUAUCCUAGAAGUCAAGGGCGGGUCGCAUACGAACGACUUGAAAGUUGGGCAGAAAUCCGAUUCCGAGUCGCUGCUUAGUGUCAGAAAAGCUGUCAAAGACACUAUCGCUGGUUGGUUGGGAAAAACGUGUAGAAACGUCAAUGGACUUUACAAGUGUGAAUGA